UUGUGGUAUCAAAUUUAAUAUAAUGUCAUGAAGGAUGCUGCAAACAGUGAAAACAGUUCUAGACACUUCCAAUGUUAUAAAUUCAUAGUUACCCGGUCUUAGUUAUCGGUAUCUGCCGUGAUGAGGCGAAUAAGAAAAAUGUAAAGUAUGGUAUUAAUUCCUAAAUUAUGAAGGCUGUCACCAAGACAUCUCCGCCAGCUCAGCGCUGUUUCUUUCGUGAAGAAAGAGARGACGGAGCCGUGUAUGAAGUUUCUCUCAAGAAAGUUCGCUAUCGUCGCAGUGCUAAAUAUUUAGUGGAUAUCAGCGAAGAACCGGUCUCUCACUUACAGUGGGAAACAAUUCUUGUGCGAAAAAUCAAAGCAGGAACUUUGAAGAAACUUGUUGAUAAUUUAGUAUCAGAGAAGGACUCUUUAUCCGAAGACUCGGAUCCCGGUUAUUUAAUGGGUUUUUUAUCAACUUAUCGGGCAUUUGCUGAAGUACAUGAUGUAUUGGAACUUCUUAUUGAAAGGUGCCUUGAUGCUCAGCAAAUGAGAAUUGAAAGUCCAGAGAAAAGUCUGAUUAUCAUGAAAGGCGUUAUUGGAGUKCUUAUGGUUUGGCUUGAGCAGUUCUGCUCGGACUUUAAUGCGCCGCCAGACUUCGCAGAUCUAAAGAGACUGAAUAACUUUGUAAAUAAUCAACUAGAAGGAGAUAUCAAGAAAGAUUUGGCCAAGAAAAUUACAGAAAAGCUUCAAACAUUUAUUAUAACACCAUAUGAAAGUGAAGGGGAUCCAAUAGGCUUUAGAUUGUCUAUGCUUAAGGAUGUUGAUUACAUCGUGGAGGCUGACAAAACAAGUGGCUCUUAUGAAGGACUUGACUUUGAUUUGUUGUCAUCCAACCCGGAGUCGUUCGCAGAGCAGCUUACUCUUAUGGACGCAGAGUUGUUUCGCAAGGUCAUCCCUUGGCACUGUUUAGGCUCAGUAUGGUCAAAUAGACGACGGAGCAAAGAUACUCACAAUACAGCAAAACCAACAGUUGAACAAUUUAAUGCUGUUUCACUGCGAGUGAUUUCUACUAUCCUUACUUGUUCCAGUAGGAAAAGUACAGCGCCAAGCAAAAGAGCACAAUACAUAACACGUUGGAUCGAGAUUGCGCAGGAAUGUCGAGAUAUCAAGAACUUUUCGUCUCUGAGGGCUAUUAUUUCUGGGCUCCAGUCUGCCUCAAUACAUAGGCUAAAAAAAUCUUGGAUGCAAGUCCCAAGGGAAAAACAGCUUUUAUUUUCUGAGCUCUCGUCGAUUUUUUCAGAGGARAAGAAUCAAAAAAUGAGCAGAGAGCUUUUGAUGAAGGAAGGGACAGCUAAAAGACCAGAAUCAGAAACGUCUGGAAUAAAAAGACCGAACAGCCUGAAGAAACGACGAUCGCGGUUUCUAAACUCAGACUCCGUUAUGCAAGGAACAGUACCGUAUCUAGGAACAUUUUUAACAGAUCUGACAAUGAUUGACACAUUAUAUCCAGAUUACACAGAGGAUGGAUUGAUUAAUUUUGAGAAAAGACGAAAGGAAUUCGAAGUCAUUGCACAGAUCAAACUUCUGCAAGAAGCCGCAAAAAAUUACAACAUUGUACCUAAUGGAAAUUUCAGGCAUACGUUUGACUCACUCAUGACGUUUUCUGAAGCAGAAAGAAGUCAACCGAGAACUCACCGGUAUUAAUAAGACAUCAGAGAAAUCAUUCUUCUGGCUCGUCCUCUUCUUCUUCUGGGAUCUGUUCAGGUUCAGAAGCAYCAGUCGCCAAGGGGAUGUCUAUUCCUAUAAAGAGAAGGUCUUCUCCGUGUUUCAGAUUACCAUCUYCACCUGUAACGUCUUCCAAUCCUUGGUCUCCUAAUAAGUAUUCAUCCUCUCCGUCACCAUUUGCCGGUUUUGGAGGCCUCCAGGCUGGAUAUAUUAUCCGUGUAAGCCUUGAAGAUGAGGAAGAUAGUGGACUUGUAUACAAAGGCGUUUGGCUUUCCCAAAGCGAGCGCACACCAACUGUUAUUCAAAAAUGUUUAUUAAAACAUGGCYUAAAUGAAAACUCUAAAGCGGAUUACUGCCUGGUGCAGCAAUUACCAAAUGGAAAUGAACUGGUUUUUCCAGAUCACUGCAACGUUUAUUAUGCGGUCAAUUCUAAUGCCGAGCCUCUGACAUUUCAGCUUCGAAAAAGAUAGUCCUAAUAAUUGCGGCCCGGUUGGUGUCUAUGUGGACGCCAAGGGACAUGCAUGCAGUAUGAGAGUAUGUCCGGCUCAACAGCUUGAGGAGUAUAAUUUAUAAGCAUCGAAAGCUUUGGCGUAAUGUUUCCCAUUUCAGACCACUUGUCAUUCUCUUGAGAAGAAGAUUCUUUGUUUGUGUUGUAUCGAUAUACAGGUGUCUUUUUAUAUGCAACCGUUGAAAAAAGAAAUGAUACUCUAGGGGAUGACGCCUUGUUUGAAAUGAGAAAAUAUUACAUCCAUACCAGCCCAACAGUCUAUCAAUCUACUUCAAAGAACUAUUGCGGGGUUAGCAAUUAGAAUUCGAUUUGGUUACCCUGUGGURGGAACGAGGCAUUCUCCGCGUUCAAUUUCUUGCUCGUUUGUGUGCAGUGUCACCGGAGUCUUUGCUGACCUUCAAAAGGAUAAAUUAGCAUUUAUCUUGUUUUGACCCUCCCAAUAUUGCUUUCCACCUUUACUUGGUCAAAAAAUCUGAAAAAGAAAUACAUCGUUUCCUUGCUUAACCACAGGGUGACCAAAAGGAAUCCUAGAUAUAGAACAUGUAUAUAGGUUACAUCUACAAGGGCCUUAUUCACGCGGUAGCGAUGCAUGUUUAUUCUCAUGARAAUACAACUCUUCGCCGGUUUAACCCGCAUAAAAUCACUGUCAAGCAUUUGAAUGCGAGGCUACGCGUAGAGUAAUCUAUUGUUCAAACCAAUAUGGUUACCGCGUGAAAAAAGCAUAGUAAGUAACGAGAUACAUGUAUACAACACAGCAAUGCUCGCCAAUGUAAACACCAACAGUUAGUAUGCUCACAAAACCCCUAAUUAUUUAUUUUAUUUUAUUUUUUAAUUUUUAAUUUUUAAUUUUUUAGUCUUGUUAUAAAGAACUCCACGAGUAAGCAUGCAUUACAACACAAGAUCCGGUCUGGUCUGAUCCGGUCUGGUCUGAUCCGGUCUGGUCUGAUCCGGUCUGGUCUGAUCCGGUCUGGUCUGAUCCGGUCUGGGCUGGGCCGGUGUGUUUUUGAUUAUAUAAAAUAAAUAGUUUUAUACAAAAGAAACGCGAGAAAGGAAAAAACCCUUUAUCCAUAUUUUUUUGCUUUUUAUAUUUUAUAUUUAAGAAAUAAAAUCAUUUUACACGUAAA
Messenger RNA from Actinia tenebrosa (Australian red waratah sea anemone), 3338 nucleotides. Its product is annotated as ral guanine nucleotide dissociation stimulator-like 1. Lineage: Eukaryota; Metazoa; Cnidaria; Anthozoa; Actiniaria; Actiniidae. Gene Ontology annotation, biological process: Ras protein signal transduction. Gene Ontology annotation, cellular component: plasma membrane. Gene Ontology annotation, molecular function: guanyl-nucleotide exchange factor activity. The record is from RefSeq and is a predicted model, not a curated record.